This is a messenger RNA of Juglans microcarpa x Juglans regia, 1939 nucleotides long. RefSeq names its product probable N-acetyltransferase HLS1. Gene Ontology annotation, molecular function: acyltransferase activity, transferring groups other than amino-acyl groups. NCBI's taxonomy places the organism in Eukaryota, Viridiplantae, Streptophyta, Magnoliopsida, Fagales, Juglandaceae. The coding region runs from base 542 to 1774 and encodes 410 amino acids. The record is from RefSeq and is a predicted model, not a curated record. The transcript has 3 exons.
GGAUGAUUCGCAAGACAGAGAAAAGCCCAAAAUUCAAGUAUUUAAAGGGAGCACAAGAUCAGCACUUGUAGUUCCGCAAUGAUGAACUACUCACUGCCUAAGAAUUAAGAAAAGCAGAAGCGGGAGAAGCAGAAGCUCAACGGCUCCCAAAUCUUCUUUUUCUUUACUUCUUUUCCGUCCUUUCUAUUUUCCGGGAUCGAGAUUGUGACCAGUAGCAUCAGCUGUGUCAUCCUCGUCUUUUUUGUGUUCUCAAAUUCCGAUGUUGUUCGUAUGGCCAAAAUAGCCUUAGCUCUCUUGCUUACAAUACACGUUAAUUCAGUCUAUAUAGCUAUAUAUUCUGUAUUAAGCGGCCUUGAAAAAGCUGCGAUUUUUAUCCCUCAGAAUACAACUCUCCCUUCCCCUCUUUAUAUAUAGCACCUUCACUUCGCUAGUUUCUUGUGGGGAUUUUUUUGGUUAGUACUCGAUCAGAUACUGUUCCAUAUACACUGAUCAAACGCAUAGGAAGAGAACAAAGAGAAAAGGGUUGGGGGGGACGAACAAUAUGGGAGAGGAGAAUCACGAGAUAGUGGUGAGAGAGUUCGAUCGUAAGAAAGACCUUUUGGGAGUGGAAGAUGUGGAGAGGAGGUGCGAGGUUGGACCCAGCGGCAAGCUCUCCCUCUUCACCGACCUCCUUGGUGACCCUAUAUGCCGGGUCCGCAACUCUCCUGCUUUCAUCAUGCUGGUGGCUGAGAUUGGCGAACAGAAAGAGAUAGUUGGCAUGAUAAGAGGUUGCAUCAAAACUGCUACUUGCGGCAAAAAACUCUCCAGGAAUGCCAAAAUCAGCAAUAACAACAAUGAACUCAUCAAACCCGUCCCUGUCUACACCAAGGUCGCCUACAUCCUAGGCCUCCGAGUCUCCCCUCCCAGCAGGAGGUUGGGAAUAGGUUUAAAGCUGGUCCGUCGAAUGGAGGAGUGGUUCAGAGAUAAUGGCGCUGAGUAUUCUUACUUAGCGACCGAAAACGACAAUCUGGCUUCCGUUAAGCUGUUCACCGACAAAUGCGGUUACUCCAAGUUCCGUACUCCUUCCAUCCUUGUCAACCCCGUGUUCGCUCACCGAGUCCCUGUCUCCGACCAAGUCACCGUCAUUCAACUCUGCCCUUCCGACGCCGAAAUCCUCUAUCGCCGACGCUUCUCCACCACCGAGUUUUUCCCUCGCGACAUUGAUUCGGUCCUCAACAACAAACUCAGUCUGGGGACGUUUCUCGCUGUGCCACGUGGGACGUAUACGACCGAGUCGUUCCCCGGGUCGGAAUUGUUCUUUUCCGAUCCCUGCGAGUCGUGGGCUGUUCUGAGCAUUUGGAACUGUAAGGACGUGUUCACGUUGGAGGUCCGCGGCGCGUCGCUCGCGAAACGAGCUCUCGCCAAAACGACCCGGAUCGUGGACCGGGCCUUUCCAUGGCUCCAAGUUCCUUCGGUGCCCGAGCUGUUCAAGCCAUUCGGGCUACAUUUCUUGUACGGUAUCGGAGGGGAAGGCACACGCGCGGUGAAGUUGGUGAAGGCGUUAUGCGGUUACGCUCACAACCUGGCCAAAGCGCGUGGGUGUGGGGUUGUGGCCGCGGAGGUGUCAAGUCGCGAACCGCUCAGAUUAGGAAUUCCCCAUUGGAAAAAGCUAUCGUGCGCGGAGGACUUGUGGUGCAUCAAGAGGCUCGGGGAGGACUAUAGUGACGGGUCAGUCGGUGACUGGACCAAAUCACCACCUGGCUUGUCCAUUUUUGUCGACCCGAGAGAGUUCUAAUCUCGUGAAAUGGCUGUUUUGAGAAAAGAGGGAAAUGAAGAGAUAAAAAAGAUAUGGGUUUUUGUUGUAAAGAAGAAAAGAGAAUAUCCCCCAUAAGCUUUUGUUGUGUUUUUCCUUCUUUAUUUUUGGAAGCUUUUUGAGUAAAUGGAUGUGGCUUUUUAGAUC